GAAUGAGUACUACUUUCCUUCGGAAUGAAUAUUUAUCUCAAAACUCCCUCUCUACUCUCUAUAUAUGUAUGAGUGCGGGUCGGGUCGUCAUGAAUUCCCUCCCCCCAAAAAAUAAAUUACCCUCGCCGUCGUCAAUUUCAGAGGUUAGGGAUGGACAUUUCCGGCGCCGCGGAGUCCGCAUUUGAAUGGUUCUGUAAUACUGUGUUGGUGAAUCGCUGGACAUAUCUUUUCCUCUCCCCCGUUGUGGCAAUUUCGCUCCCCAGACGCUUCGGAUUCGACUGGAGGCUCGACGGCGCCACCGUCUUCGUAGUCCUCUUCCUCUUCAUGUCGUGGAGGAACAGUGAAGGCGACGACGGAGACGACGACGGCGGCGGAGUAUUUGAGAUGUAUAAGCACUAUUUUCUUCCUCUGAUUGCUCUGACCGUACUGGUCCAAGGCUAUUACUCGCGACUGAGGCUGUCGGUUGCAUUUUACGCCUUGGCCGUUAUUGUGUUCCUCUCGUUGCUCUCUACUAUUUUGACGGCGAUUUUUACCAUGGCGACGGCGUUUCUUACGGCGAUUUUGGGUGGGGGUGAUUCCGACGAAGAAGAGGACGACGACGACGAUGACGACUAGCUGUAGAUGAGCCCAGUGGU
Molecule: messenger RNA, 635 nt
Organism: Cuscuta campestris
Lineage: Eukaryota; Viridiplantae; Streptophyta; Magnoliopsida; Solanales; Convolvulaceae
Source: the annotation of a GenBank genome assembly